This is a messenger RNA of Striga hermonthica, 522 nucleotides long. Lineage: Eukaryota; Viridiplantae; Streptophyta; Magnoliopsida; Lamiales; Orobanchaceae. The record is from the annotation of a GenBank genome assembly.
AUGGCUAUAAAAUCUGUACUCGUUGUUCUAGCUUCUUUUCUACUAAUUAGCUCUAAGGUUUUGUCAAAAAAAGAAACAGAAGAUGUUCGUGUCGAGGGCACUACACUUGUAACUCCCACAUCAACUCCAACUUAUAAAAGUUCACCACCACCACCACCACCACCAUCACCUAAGCUCGUACCUCCGCCACCAGCAAUCAAGACACCUCCACCACCGGCGAUCAAGACACCUCCGCCACCGGCAAUCAAGACACCUCCACCACCGGCGAUCAAGACACCUCCACCACCCUCCAACCCACCUCCUCCUCCCUCAGCAAUACGCCCAAGAAACCCACAAGAGUGCACUCUCGCGUGUUCGGGAAGGUGCAAAAAGCACUCGAGGCAGAAUAUCUGCAUGAGAGCCUGCAAAACGUGCUGUAUGAGAUGCAAAUGUGUUCCGCCGGGCCAUUAUGGAUACAAAGAACUGUGCGGCGCCUGUUAUGCGGGCAUGACCACUCGCGGAGGAAAAUCCAAGUGCCCUUAG